AUGAAAUCUAAAAGGAGUCAACACCCUCCUAGUCCUCCAAUCAACCCCUUGUCGAACUCAUCGGAGCAGCAAGAAAACGAAGCAGUCGGAGCUACCGUCGACCGCCAUUACAUCCCACCACCACUGCAGUCUGCCACCAUCGCCUUGCUGCCAUUGUCGUCCCACCGGAUACCUGCAUCUGGAUCUGUGGGCGGUGACAGGUGGUGGUGGGGACUGCCCACCACAGCAACGACGACGAGUAGUGGUAGCACAGCAGCUUUGUUGCUUCCGUCUUCCCAAUACAACGGUGAUCGAAGAGGAAAAAAGGAGCAAGGAUUGGGGUUUGUUUGGGGUUGCUCAGAUCAACAGAAAAGAAAAAGAGAUGAGGUGAGGCUGGAAUGGUUCUUUGGUGGGCGGAGACGUAGCGGUUCACGAUGGAGUUUGGUGGUCGAAUGGAGGCUAGCAGGUGGUGCAGUGGCUAUCUCCAGAUUGUCGGAGGUAGCAACCCCUUCUUGUUCGUUGAAAUCGGGAACGAAAGAAAGAAAUGGGUUGUCCUAA
Messenger RNA from Lactuca virosa, 537 nucleotides. Lineage: Eukaryota; Viridiplantae; Streptophyta; Magnoliopsida; Asterales; Asteraceae. The record is from the annotation of a GenBank genome assembly.